Molecule: messenger RNA, 1566 nt
Organism: Brassicogethes aeneus
Lineage: Eukaryota; Metazoa; Arthropoda; Insecta; Coleoptera; Nitidulidae
Source: the annotation of a GenBank genome assembly
AUGACCUCAGAUGAAAUUGCGGGACGAAUAAUUCAAACAGCAAUGGCUGUUGCUUCCACACCAACUACAGAAGAGCGGUCUUUCCCUGGUAUCUUAGCCGCCACUCGGGCGUCCUUCAGACCUCGUCGUCGGCAGCAAUCUAUUCAAUUACAGUCAUCAAGGGUACUUCCACAACAAUUAACAAUAAAUAGAACGUGGUCUUGGAAUCAAUUAAAAGAUGAAAUUUUAAAUUUACUUUUACCACAUAUAAAAAACAUGAUAGAAAUGGUUGGUUUUGAUUUAGCUCGAUGUGACCGCCAAAAACAUCUUAAAAGGUUGGAAUAUUCGGAUGACGAUGACUUAGAAGGAGUCCUUAGUAGCGGAAUGAUCAUUGUGAUACCCAGAAAAGAUUUUCCAAAUGAUCUUCCUAUUAUUGAAGAACAUAAUGGAAAUAAUUCUAGAUCAACAAACAUGACAGACAAUGAUUUUGCACCAAAUGAAAGACAAAUUGUACCCCGAAGAAGUCUCAAUUUGUCCUUAAGCAGUCAAACACACCCAGAUAUACUAGACGAUGACUUUGAACCAAAUGAAAGACAAAUUGUACCCCGAAGAAGUCUCAAUAUGUCCUUAAGCAGACAAACACACCCAGAUAUACUAGAUGAUGACUUUGAACAGACUCAAAGACAAAUUGUAUCCCGAAGAAGUCUCAAUUUGACCUUAAGCAGACGAACACACCUGAAUAUACUAGAGGAAAACAAUUCUAACACAAAUGAAGAUGCACUUUCUUCUAAUGAAGAUGUAGAAGAACAUAUUGACAAUACAUAUAACGUAGAUGAACAAUUGGAACCAUACCUUAGUUUCCCAUUUAUACCAGAAGAAGCGGAAGUAAAAUUUAUUGAAAUAUCGCGACAAGAUAUAUUAGGAAAGAUGUUUGAACUUUACAAUGACAACUCAUUAACAAGCAGUAGAUUAUUGAUAAAAUUUAUUGAUGAGGAAGGUAUAGAUGGCGGAGGAUUAUUAUCAGAAAUGUUUACAAUAUUUUGGCGAGCACUAUUUGAAAGUGGUGAUUUUUUUAUUGGCAAUGAUGUACUAAUACCAUACAUAAAAUUAGAAAAAGAGAUGGAAAUAAUGCCAAAAUUGGCAACAAUAGGGCGAAUAUUAGGGCACAUGAUAAUGCUUACCAAUAAAAUGCCACCUAGACUUGCCCUUUAUACGUUACAUGCUUUGUCCAACAAACCCGACGAUUACACAGAUCAAGAACAACUAUUACUGUAAGACUUUUUAUUAUUUUUAAGCAUGCCUGAAAGAAAGCUGGUCCAAAAAGCUUUAAAGGAUUUUGAGAAGUUAACCAACAAUGAAAGGAAUCGACUGAUAAGUCUUUACACGACAUACGGCCUUUCUAAUGUUUUACCCACUCAAGAAAAUGUAAGGAAGCAUGUCCUACUUGUCGCAAAAAAAACUAUAAUUAAAAACACAAUCGACUUAUAUCAAAAAAUAAAGGAAGGGUUGCCAAAAGAUAUUGUAGAAUAUUUGACCAAUAUUCCUGUCGAUUAUGCCGUUAAUAUAUGGAAAAGUUUGCAGCCAACA